Cladophialophora bantiana CBS 173.52 is the source of this 846-nucleotide messenger RNA. Its product is annotated as trihydroxynaphthalene reductase. Gene Ontology annotation, molecular function: oxidoreductase activity. The transcript has 2 exons. Lineage: Eukaryota; Fungi; Ascomycota; Eurotiomycetes; Chaetothyriales; Herpotrichiellaceae. The record is from RefSeq and is a predicted model, not a curated record. The coding region runs from base 1 to 846 and encodes 281 amino acids.
AUGUCUAAACGAAACUCGACCAGACUUGCCAAUGGCUCUGCACCUGCCGUCGACCAGCCCGUCCCCAGCUACCUCCUCACUGGCAAAGUUGCCCUUGUGACAGGAUCAGGGCGAGGUAUGGGGCGUGAGACUGCACUCGAACUCGCCCGCCGUGGCGCCGAUGUUGUGGUCAAUUAUGCCAACUCCUCCAAAGCCGCCGACGAGCUUGUCGCUGAGAUCAAGGCCCUCGGUCGCGACUCGAUUGCCGUCCAGGCCAACGUUUCAGACGUCUCCCAGAUCGUCGACAUGUUCGCUCAGGCCAAGAAGCACUUCGGCAAGUUGGACAUUGUGGUCUCGAACUCGGGCGUCGUUUCCUUCGGACACUUGAAGGACGUCACCGAAGAAGAGUUCGACCGUGUCUUCAACAUCAACACCCGAGGCCAAUUCUUCGUGGCUCGUGAGGCAUACAAGAACCUCGAGGUCGGUGGCCGCAUUAUCUUGAUGGGCUCCAUCACCGGCCAGGCCAAGGGCGUACCCAAGCACACCGUCUACUCGGGCUCCAAGGGCGCCAUCGAGACCUUUGUCCGCUGCAUGGCCAUCGACUGCGGUGACAAGAAGAUCACCGUCAACGCCGUCGCCCCCGGCGGUAUCAAGACUGACAUGUACCACGCCGUCUGCCGAGAGUACAUCCCCAACGGCAUGAACUUGACCGAUGAUCAGGUGGACGAGUACGCCGCCACCUGGUCCCCCAUGAACCGUGUCGGUAUGCCCAUCGAUGUUGCCCGCGUCACUUGCUUCCUGGCCUCGCAGGAUGGCGAAUGGGUGAACGGCAAGAUCAUCGGCAUUGACGGCGCCGCUUGCAUGUAA